CUCUUGAGGAAAAUUCCCCACAUUAAUUCCGCGAAAGAUGUCUUCCCUCUGAUCCCCAGUUCCACUUGCUCCACAAAACCGAAAGAAUAAUGAUCUUCUCCUUGAACGAGCUCGUCCACUGGCUGGGUCUGACCAUCUUCGAGAUCUGGGUGAACCUCGUGUCCCUGACGAUAUUCACAGUUCUCUUGGCCCUGAAGCUCGACGAGAACUACUUCCUGGGAUUCUCUGGCUGGUGGAUCGUCUUCACACCCCUCUUCAUAGCCGAUGGACUCAACACGUACUUCUGCGCCAUAAUAUUCAUCAGAAUGCACAUGGAGGGGAUGAUCAAGGUGGGGAUCCUCAGGGCCCUCUGGAGUCUCAUCUCUCUGCUCCUCGUCUUCGUGUUUAAGUAUCUCCUCUGCAAAAAAUUAUCGGGACAGAGUAGUCUGGAGUACUCAGAGGUCUUCAGCCCUGUGUUCAUUCUCCUUCAGCUGAUCGCUGUGAGGGCCUGCCAACUGCACUGACCUAGGCCUCCGGUCGAGGCGAAUAUUCAAGUCUGCAUGCUCAGUGCUAAUCCUGAUUUAAUCAACGGGUACUUCGCCGCUGAGUUCAGAUGAGAUUCAUUGUAAUUUUGUCAUUGUGGGGAGUUGUUCAUUGAACUGUGUUUAUACUGGGUAGGAGUUAAGGAAUGUAGUGCAUAAGUUUUUUAUUAUUAAAUGGUUACAGUGACUUUAUUGAAGA
Messenger RNA from Diachasma alloeum, 720 nucleotides. RefSeq names its product transmembrane protein 203. NCBI's taxonomy places the organism in Eukaryota, Metazoa, Arthropoda, Insecta, Hymenoptera, Braconidae. The record is from RefSeq and is a predicted model, not a curated record. The transcript has a single exon. Gene Ontology annotation, biological process: intracellular calcium ion homeostasis. Bases 90 to 503 code for a protein of 137 amino acids. Gene Ontology annotation, cellular component: endoplasmic reticulum.